AAACAGAUUUCCCAGAUUUUCGCGAGGCUCGGCUCGGUGCCUGUCACAGAAAAACAUUCGCGCUCCGCUUUUACCAGUCCAGAAGGCUUUGAAAAUUUUAGUCAUUCCAAAGACAACAAAAGACUAUUGUGUCAUUUCACACAAACCCUAAUCAAUUAGAAAAUUGGCUCAAAAGGAAGGGCUUUGGUGAAUGAAAAUGUUCGUAAACGAAGCGGUACAGACGAGUAAGGAUAUGGAAAAGAAGUACUUAGAAGAGCGUAUUGUUAAAGAAGGUAUGGAAUUACUUAAAAGACAGAAGGAGGAGGCUAAUCGCAGAAAAGUUAAAGAACAGCAAGAGAUGAAAGAAAUGUUAGAACGCUAUUGGCCAUUUGGUAGGAGUGACGAUGCAAAACCUAGAGGUCUAAGAAACUUAAGAUUAGAAGAACUGUUUCCAAACAAGGACUACCAAAACGCCAAGAGAUUCGUUGGUACUUUAGACUUAGGUCGUCCUGGUUGUGGAGCACCCAUAGAAAAAGAUGGUCAAAAAAUGGCGAAAACCAAAGAAGAUCCAUUGUUGAGGUUUCAGUUCGGAAACGACUUACGUAGAGCGGUAGAUAACACGUUCAGAUACAAAACAAACAGAGAACAACAACUGGAAUACAAAAAAGCACUUGAUAAAUUAGUUGAGGAAAAGAAGCAGAAUCAGCUGCGAAAGAAACUUCUAGAACAGGAGUACGAAAAGCGCCAGGGAUGGUCAAACGAUGCCACUUUGAGGAAACUUGAAAACGAAGCCCUUAAAAAACCUUACGAGGAUCAAAAAAACUACGAAAACUUCAAGAAAUCCAAAGUUAUUCCACCAAACCGUGUGGUAAAACUUGACCCUAUUAUCUACCCGUCCAACACUAAAAAGAAUUCGGUAGUUCCCCCAAAUAACAGAAAACUCUCGCCACUUUCGGACAACAAGGAAAAUGGCGUGGAGUUGGUACAACUGUUGGCCAAAGACAGAAAGUUACCACCCAGGGUACCACUGUGUAGUACUGAUGUCACUAAAGAACGAGACCUCAGCAAAUCAUACCUCUGGAACAGAGAUGGAUCCGCAUAUUUGAAAGAACUGUCACAACAAAUGAUGUCAAAGAGGGAAAGAUCUCAGGAACUAAAAGCAAUGGAAGACGAGACUGCUAGACGUCACUUUUCUACUUGGACUUCUUUGUGGGGAAGACCAGGACAUGGUGCUCCUCGAUCAGCUACCAAAAAGGCAGCAAUUGACAGACUGCUCUAUCCACAAAUGGUGCCCAUCGGCGUUGCCUAAGAGACUCCACGAGACACAACGAAACUAAAGCCAAAAUUUCAAGAAUAGUUAUAGUUCUGAAUAGUGCUUUAGAGAGCAUAAUUCAAUUGUCCACAUUUUUAAUUAUAUUAUUAAUAGUAAUAGUAUAGAUUAGAAAAUAUAUACUGAAUGACUGGUUAUUAGGAUAGAAAAUUUAAAGAUUUUUUUUUUAUUUCCUGUUACAAAACUGAACUAUAUUAUAAAUAAUUUAGAAACA
Molecule: messenger RNA, 1523 nt
Organism: Sitophilus oryzae (rice weevil)
Lineage: Eukaryota; Metazoa; Arthropoda; Insecta; Coleoptera; Curculionidae
Exons: 9
Coding region: 191-1288 (365 amino acids)
Source: RefSeq, a predicted model, not a curated record